Messenger RNA from Penicillium roqueforti, 1500 nucleotides. RefSeq lists its product as uncharacterized. Bases 1 to 1500 code for a protein of 499 amino acids. The record is from RefSeq and is a predicted model, not a curated record. The transcript has 4 exons. Lineage: Eukaryota; Fungi; Ascomycota; Eurotiomycetes; Eurotiales; Aspergillaceae.
AUGAAAAUUGUUGUAUACUCAUUAAAUAUUAGGGGCCGGCCCGCGGCCCCAUACCGGGCGACAUCCAGAACAAAGUGGGACCUGCCCCAUGGGGCCGAAUCUGAUCUAAGUAAUAGAGAACGUGAUUUGCUCUAUCACAUCUGCGUUGACGUGAUGACGAUCUGGACAGUCUUGGAGGGAACCAUUCCUCCCAUCCUCCGUACUGGCGCACUCAUCUGCAUGGCUUGGCCCAACCGCAUGAGUUCAUCCGUCUUUGGCCCCGACCAUCGAAUGGCCACAGUAUCACCAAGCCCUAUCUUAAUCCUCGACUCGGACUCCCAGCUACCCCAUCUCGGCACAGAUACCAGCCCCGAGCGUCCAAUCUCCGACCCCGAAUACCAGACGUACGGCGAUAUCUCGAUGGAUGCCGCCAUCUCGGGCUUUCCAGGCUCGGAUUUACUAGACUUCACCCAGGCCUUUAUCGACGCGGACGCUUCCUGGGCGCAGAACAAUGACGAGCAGGAAGAAAGAAACAACCCGACGACGACUCUCGGACUGGACAGCCAUGAUCCCGCUCCUCUGCCAUUGCGCGAGGAGGCAGUCCCCCCAGUAAGCGCCUAUCACUCUCUACCCUGUUCGCGCCGGCGUAAAUCCAACAACCAGGGCCGGAUAAACUGUGCCCCAAAGCCCAACGAGAACUGGAACGAAAGACUGUCGGAUAUCAGUGCGGGUCUUCUCCAAGACUUGACUCUUCUUGACUCUGGAAAAGUGGCCGGCACACUUCUCUUCGCUACCACUCGCCAGCAGACGACCAUGAAUACUAGCGAGACCGGAUCACACCAGUAUCUGAUUGAACAUAUGCUCAACAGCUCCGAAGAGCUGCUCCGCACCCUCCGAGAGUUUAAACUCUCGCGACCCCGCAGCCGAAGUGGGACAGACCAACCUUCACGAGAAACUAACCGAGGCCUCUCGCCGGCCUCCCUGACGGAUCGGCAUGCGCCGACGCCGAGUUCGCGUAACACGAGUGACGGCUCCCCGGCUCCUGCUCCAACUUCUCCCACCGCGUCUAGUCAUCCGUCCAAGCGUUCUUCAGACGAGUCCGAGACCGUGGAUCCGAUCCUGACCAUGCUCAUGCUGACCUGUUAUAUCAGCCUUCUGCGCGUCUACCGGGAAGUCUUCUCGCUGAUACGGGACUCUAUUGCGGAGACAGCCACCAUGGUGGAAUCCAACUUCCUUCCCACGCUGCCCAGCAUCCACAUCGACGGGUUGGAUGUUGCGCAACGACGGGAUCUUCAGAUCCGGAUCCUGCUCCAGGCGAGCGCGCAUCUUAUUAGACAAAUUGAUGAGUGUAUGUGUGCGAUCCGGCUCGAUAUGCACGGCGGCCUUACGCGGAGACUAUUUGAUAUUGUGUUAGAUGUGCCCGAGGCGGGCGGUGGUGGUGAUGUGGGAAACAUGAAAAAGUCCCUCGCUCAAAUUGUGAGAGCGAUCAACCUCAAGCUGGGGAACACUUGGGAAUUUUGA